AUGGGGUCAACCAUUGCUGCCAAGCCAACUAUCUCGAUUCCGAAGGAGAAUGAAGAGCAGAAGAAAGUCCCUUUGAAUGGACAGGGAGCACCAGACCACAAUCCCAACAGAUUUAAAAUCAGAACCAGUUCGUCUUCCACCACCUCCACUAUCUCUAACAACUCUCCAAACCCUCUAGAUUAUAUGGAUAUUGGUCAAGGAAGCCGGGUGAGGAGCUUUCCACAUAUUCAAGGAAAUUAUGCUCUUCAUGUUUUUAUCCCAGUUUAUAUACCACCUACAACAAUGAAAAACCUAGCACUAUUUCUGAAGAGAAUUGCGAAAGUGGUUCCUGAGCUCCAUGUUGUUGACGUUGACAUCCCACUUAGCAUCCUAUGCAAAGAUAAUCAAAAGUUUGAACAGGUGGCUCUAGGAAGGGAGGUCCACAUAAGUUUGGGAAGAACUGUUCCUAUCCGAGUCCACCAAAUAGAUUCCAUUUUGGCAAUGCUGCGUCAGAAAUUUUCACCGUCAAAGCAAUAUUGGAUAGAUUUUACCAAGUGGGAGGUUUUUGUCAAUGACGAACGAAUAAGGUCCUUUCUUGCAAUGGAAGUCGUUGCAGGAGGUUUAGCCGAGAUAACUAGGCAAAUUCAGUCCGUCAAUGAGAUUUAUAGGUUUCACAAUCUUCCAGAAUUCUAUAAGGAUCCUCGCCCACAUAUCUCACUGGCGUGGGCAUCAGGUAAUGUCGGAGAUCAACUCAAGAAAAGGGUAACGGAAGACCUGUCUGCAGGUACAAUGUCCCAAAAUAGAUGUAUCUUUACGUGCGAGUUCAAAGGUAUCAAAUGUAGGAUUGGUAAUAAGCAGUAUAAAAUUUGUAAUGUCUAGAUUAAAUUCCUUAGUGGAGGAUUAUACAGGAAUUUUAAUACCACCAAGACUGGAUAAGUGUGUAUUAGAAAGUGGAGUGAUGUAGAAAGAGGAGUUUAUGCAGAAAAGACGUGUGGUGUUGGAGAAGUAUUUGUGUAGAUUGGGGGCUCAUCAGGUGGGUGUUUUCGCAAGUUCAAGGGAAACUACCAUUGUUGAUGAGUAGGGAUGUAGCUUCGAGGAUUUUGGAUGGUGCAGUGAAUUUGCCUAGAUAGUUGUUUAGUGAUUCUACUCCGGUUGACACGGUUGUUACUGCGAAUGAAAUUGGUCAACCUGCAAAAGGAUGUGUAGAUCAAGAAAUGUGACAGUCGGUUACAAAUCAUUGGGGAGGUUCGAAUCCGAAACUUCCUGUGGUUGAAUUGAAGAAAAAGUUUGUAGAGAAGAAAGAGAAGCUUCGUGAUUCCGAGCAGCAACUGAGCAAUGUAUCUAAAGCAGGCUGACGGACUUGUGAAAGCUCAGCAAGAUAUAGGAGAAACAAUGGGAGAAUCGGGUCUUGCAUUCAUCAAAUUGACAAAAUUAGAGAAUGAGGGGCAAUGUAUGAUUGUCAGAGAACACGAUCAGCAAAUAUGAAAUGUGUAAUUCGCAAACUGUAAAACAUCUGGUACAUUACAAUUUUUAAUGAAAUGAAGUUUGAAAUACUCUUUCUAGUUGAUUU
Messenger RNA from Papaver somniferum (opium poppy), 1549 nucleotides. RefSeq names its product U6 snRNA phosphodiesterase-like. NCBI's taxonomy places the organism in Eukaryota, Viridiplantae, Streptophyta, Magnoliopsida, Ranunculales, Papaveraceae. Gene Ontology annotation, biological process: U6 snRNA 3'-end processing. Gene Ontology annotation, molecular function: 3'-5'-RNA exonuclease activity. The record is from RefSeq and is a predicted model, not a curated record. The coding region runs from base 1 to 858 and encodes 285 amino acids. Gene Ontology annotation, cellular component: nucleus. The transcript has 9 exons.